AUGGCCAAGAAGUCCUUCUAUGACCAGGAGUAUAGGAAGCACUCAGGUGCGGUGAUGAUGCUCAUUGCUUCCUUCGUGGCGCUGGUGUUUUCGACCUGCGGCACCCCUCUCGGUAUGCUGAUGAUCCGCUCGUGGGAGGAGAAUUCUUCGGAUUCUGGUUCUGACUUGGUCAUCAAUCCCUGCUACACUCUAUGGGGUCUGCAGAACCGGUGUGGGAGGCCCUACUUUGCGCGGCGCAUCACGGACCCGCCCAUCAUCAACUGCUCUGAUAUCCAUACCCGCUUCGAGGCGGCUGAGGCGUUCAGUGUGUUGGCCAUCUUUUCCCUUUUCGGCGUCCUCGGCGGGUCUUGGUACAAGAUCUGCGGCUCCAACAUCAAGACGACGGUGAUGAUGCUCUCCGUUUUCACCAUCGCCUUCACGACUGUGCCGUGGGCGACCGUGACCGCGUUCUACUACACCCCGUUCUGCGGCCAAGAGUUUCUGACCAACAAGCAGACUCGCUUCGGCGCCGGCUACGCGCUGCUGGUCGCCUCCUUUGCAGUGCAGAUCGUCGGCCUCAUCCUGUUCGUGAUCUUUGAGCCGAACACCUUGAAGAUGAGGCUAGUGAACGACGAGAAAGACGCCGUGGGCGAACACUAA
Molecule: messenger RNA, 639 nt
Organism: Leishmania braziliensis MHOM/BR/75/M2904
Lineage: Eukaryota; Euglenozoa; Kinetoplastea; Trypanosomatida; Trypanosomatidae
Product: amastin-like surface protein-like protein
Exons: 1
Coding region: 1-639 (212 amino acids)
Source: RefSeq, a predicted model, not a curated record